Juglans microcarpa x Juglans regia is the source of this 1366-nucleotide messenger RNA. RefSeq names its product xyloglucan endotransglucosylase/hydrolase 2-like. Bases 216 to 1079 code for a protein of 287 amino acids. Gene Ontology annotation, molecular function: hydrolase activity, hydrolyzing O-glycosyl compounds; xyloglucan:xyloglucosyl transferase activity. Gene Ontology annotation, cellular component: cell wall; apoplast. Gene Ontology annotation, biological process: xyloglucan metabolic process; cell wall biogenesis. The record is from RefSeq and is a predicted model, not a curated record. The transcript is spliced from 3 exons. NCBI's taxonomy places the organism in Eukaryota, Viridiplantae, Streptophyta, Magnoliopsida, Fagales, Juglandaceae.
GUGCUCAGCUGGCACCAGCUUUGGCUCUUCCAGUUAUUGCUCACGCGUCCCCCACCCUUCUCCAUAACCUCACUAGUAAUAAUCCCUCCCUUCUUUAUCUCUACAACCAUUUCCUCCCUCCUAUAUAUACCUCCUCCCUCAAGAGUACCUUUCCCUCAUAGCAAUCACAGUCUCUCUCUCUCUCUCUCUCUCUUUCUUUCUCUCUCUCUCUAAAAAUGGCUGUUUCUAGUAUUGGGUUUUCUGGGUGUGUAUUGGUUGGUCUGGUGGUGGUGGUCAUGAGUUCUUUAGUAGUUGCCACCUCUGCUGGUAACUUCUACCAAGACUUUGAUUUAACAUGGGGAGAUAACCGUGCCAAGGUAUUCAAGGGAGGACAGCUUCUGUCUCUCUCUCUAGACAGGGUCUCUGGCUCUGGCUUCCGCUCUAAGAAUGAAUACCUCUUUGGGAGGAUUGAUAUGCAGCUCAAACUUGUUGCCGGCAACUCUGCUGGCACUGUUACUGCAUACUAUUUGUCUUCUCAGGGGCCAACUCAUGAUGAAAUCGACUUUGAAUUCUUGGGAAAUCUUAGUGGUGAUCCUUAUAUUGUGCACACCAAUGUAUUCACUCAAGGCAAGGGAAACAGGGAGCAGCAGUUCCAUCUUUGGUUCGACCCCACCAGAAACUUUCACACUUACUCCAUUAUAUGGAAACCCCAACAUAUAAUCUUCUUGGUCGAUAACACUCCAUUGAGAGUAUUCAAGAAUGCAGAAUCGAUUGGCGUUCCUUUCCCAAAGAGCCAACCCAUGAAGAUUUACUCUAGCCUUUGGAACGCAGACGACUGGGCCACGAGAGGGGGAUUGGUGAAAACUGACUGGACGAAGGCUCCCUUCACAGCUUACUACCGGAACUUUAAGGUUACAGCAUUCAAGAGUACAAGCUCUCAAUCGGAUUCUGCAUGGCAGACGAACGAGCUUGAUGCCCCAGGCCGAAGAAGACUGAGAUGGGUGCAGAAAUACUUCAUGAUUUACAACUACUGCACUGAUUUAAAACGCUUCCCGCAGGGUUUUCCUCCUGAGUGCAGCUCGCGAUCGAGGUUUCUGUAAAAGAAAAAAGCUGAUAGAAUCGGUCGAGUUUGAAUGGAGUCUGUAUAAUAUAUAUAUAUAGUUCAUGCGUGUUGGUGGGUCGAGAUUCUAUACAUGAACUACUUCUGGCCUCUUGAUCGACCUACACUUGUCACUUGAGCUUGAGAAUGAUCUGGAACCAUGCAGCAAAUAAGUUAAAUUCUUUUGUGUCUUGUUUGUUAAGAGGGGACUCACUUGAUGACUCCUUACUCUGUUCAGCCGCCCUGUAAAUUUUAUCGCUUUUCUUCAAAUAAUAAAUUUACUACUAU